This is a messenger RNA of Morchella importuna, 984 nucleotides long. RefSeq lists its product as uncharacterized. Gene Ontology annotation, molecular function: protein binding. The transcript is spliced from 2 exons. Bases 1 to 984 code for a protein of 327 amino acids. The record is from RefSeq and is a predicted model, not a curated record. Gene Ontology annotation, cellular component: nucleus. NCBI's taxonomy places the organism in Eukaryota, Fungi, Ascomycota, Pezizomycetes, Pezizales, Morchellaceae.
AUGGCCUCUUUGGAACAAGAUUGUUGGAUAAGACUCAACGCAAAUGCACCGUGGAAUGACACCGGCGAAGGACUGUUUUCAACCAGAGAGAUCGAAAUGGGGCAUCUCAUCUACACAGAAUUCCCAGAGACAAUCGUCAACCAUCUAGAUCCCAAAUAUAGAGACAAUGCUGGCGAUGGAAUAGACUUGUUAUACUUCUGUCGGUCCAGCCUGACUCGUGAGAAAUACGACGAGGAGCUGAAGUACACACUCCUUGGAAAAAACACAGCGGAUAUGUUGGUCAAAAAACGGAAGGGUGGGAUUUUUGAUUGGACAACAGAACUGGAAAUGUUAAGUGUCAAGCCAACUUGGGUCAACCACAGCUGCGUGCCAAACAUGUACAGGAUCGAUAGCAACGACCUCAUAACGGGCCGACUCAAGUGUCAGUUUUUUGCGUUGAGAGAUAUUAGUGAGGGCGAGGAGUUGACGAUUGCCUACGAAGACGUAGUAGCGUGGGAAAGUGUAAGCACAAGAAGAGCAUUUCUUGGGAGGGAGUACGGAUUCUUUUGUCGAUGCCCGAGGUGUGCUGAAGAAGCCGAAUUACGUGACAUGGAACCUCUUCGACCGGCCCACAUGAAUUUGUCGCUACAAAUCCGCAAUGACAGCAGGCAGAUGGAUGGCGCUGGAGAUCACGAUAAUUCCCGGUCUCCGAAGACCCAGGACUACAAGCUCCCUAAAACCUAUUCUGAGGACUAUCUUCAUCUCAGACACAGUAAGGCAUUGAGCAGUAGUCGUGGACGAACUCGCCUAAGGCUUAAAUCCUUGUUUGCAGGCCUACGAGAUAGGUUUAACAAGAGUGAUAUUGCCGAAAAUACACUGGCCAUGGAUUCACAUGAUUCUCUUGAAAGGUUGGACGAGGAAGAAGAAUUAACAGGUGCUGUUGCUCAGCCCGGCUUGCCUUUGUCCAUCCGCGAACAGAAGAGGAAGGAGAAUAGUACAGUUUGA